AUACCACGUGAAGAAAAAAAAAAAAGAACAACCAACAACAACAACAAAAAAAAAACCAACAAAAACCAACAAAAUAAAAACCAACAAAAACUGUGAGAAGAUCGGAAUAUAACCGCCUUUUCUAUGAUAAAACUGGUGCCCCUCUUCAGGAGAACUGGUCUCAAUUUAUUAUUAUGCAACCGCAAGGAUCUCUUCUUUCUCAGGGUGUAUAAGCUGCUGGAUUGCUUUUCGCCCAAAUCAAUGUGGUUUCUUUGGAACAUUUUCAGCAAAGGAUCGCAUAUGCUGCAGUGUCUUUGUGGCAAGAGUCUUAAGAAAAACAAGAACCAAACUGAUCCCCAGCUCAAGGGUAUAGUGACCAGGUUAUAUUGCAGGCAAGGCUACUACUUGCAAAUGCACCCCGAUGGAAGUCUCGAUGGAACCAAGGAUGACAGCAGUAAUUCUACGUUAUUCAACCUUAUACCAGUGGGACUUCGAGUUGUAGCUAUCCAGGGUGUAAAGACUGGGUUGUAUAUAGCCCUAAAUAAUGAAGGUUUCCUCUACACAUCAGAACUUUUUACACCGGAGUGCAAAUUCAAGGAGUCUGUUUUUGAAAAUUAUUAUGUAAUCUACUCAUCCAUGCUCUACAGACAACAGGAGUCCGGAAGGGCCUGGUUCUUAGGUCUGAACAAGGAAGGGCAAGUCAUGAAAGGAAAUAGAGUCAAGAAAACAAAACCAGCAGCUCAUUUUCUACCCAAGCCAUUGGAAGUUGCCAUGUAUCGAGAACCAUCUUUGCAUGAUAUUGGUGAAACAGUGCCAAAGGCUGGGGUAACUCCAAGUAAAAGCACAAGUGCGUCUGCAAUAAUGAAUGGCGGCAAACCACCAGUUAACAAGAGUAAGACGACAUAGCCAGAUCCUCACAGGUGUUGUGACUUACUGAGUCCUGAGUGCAGUUGAGCGAUUUAUCCUUGCCAGACUUCCCCUCUGCAGUGUCUGUGGAUCAGCUCGCAGCAAGUGGCGUCCUGGCACGUGGCUGGUUCUGAACUGAAUCAUUGCAAGCGGAUAAAGCUCAACGUGUAUCUCCACCCACAAUGAGAAGACACCUGGAUGAACCAGCUAAACUCAGACCAUGGAAUGCCCUACCAGAUAUUGGAAUGCCUUUUUAAUAUCUUUUCUGUGACUGUGACACUUCAUGUGAAUGACAUACUUCACAAGUACACUUGAUACCUUGCCUGCUGACGAUUACCCAUAAUCCUUUUUUGAGUCCAGUUUCAGCAAAAUUCAUGUGUUUAAGUUCUAUUUUGUAGCACACAAAUAAUCAAGUAAUUUCUAGGUAGAUGCUGUAAACCUGUGCUAUUAUGGAUUUCUCUUCUUCCCUUUUUUAUAAGGCUGCUCGCUCCACUGUCUGUGACCUUUUGCAGGGAUUGUGUUUCUCUAUAACUUUAAGUGUUGCCGGUGGCUUAGUUUUGAAAGUAAUCAGGGAAUCAGGAAGCCUUCAAAAAUCUAUAAUUACAAAUUAUAUCUAUAAAGAAUAGGAUCAUUGUCUCUGGCUUACAAUGCUGAUCAAUGUGAAUACUCUUUAGUAACAGAUACUGUGCUUCUGAGGUUGGCAUUAUAGUGGAGGGAAGAGUGUCAAACACAACCAACAGGAAGUUUUCUGGAAUGAGUGUUUGGCAUCCCCCUACAGUUUCUUUGUGUGUAUGUGUUUUAUACAUGUCACAGGCUUACUGGUAAUGGUAACAUUUGCCUUGCCCAGCGAGCAAGACCCACUCAUUUUUGGGAAAGUGGGUCCAAAGAAUUUUGUAGGCCUUGUAGGCCUGAAUUAAGGCUCAUUUUUCAUCUACUAAAGCUUCAUUGUUUGAAAAACUACCACCACCAAUUAAAAAAACAGUUAAGACUAACCAGAAUUGCGCUACCUAUAUCCAUUUCGAAUAUAAUCCUUUUCUGUUUUUAAGGAACUGAACUUAAUGCCAUUGUUAUUUUUGGCUGAUUUCCACACCUACUUAGCAAAGCAUGGGCAAGGAUGUUGUUGUGUUCUUUUCUGCAGCACCAAUGCAAAGAGUAGUUAAAAAUUAUAGUUUUUCUGGUGUUUUAAAAAAAAAAGAAAAAGUUUUACAACUGGACAUAUUACAAAACUUUAUUUUUAUUUUUAGCUAAGCAUGCAAAAUCCAGUCCUAUGUAUCCCACUGAUAUUCCAGUACGUACCUCUACCCAGCUUCCUAGGAUAAUAUCCUCACCAAAUUGAUAGAUUGAAGGUGCCUUGCCUUGAUCUCUGUAUACUGUACUUACUUCUACAUGAACCUAGACAAAAUCAAAAACAUUAUAAAAUUGAAGCCUUGGCUGAUAUCAUGAGAAACACCAUCAACACUUUAAGUUUGUCUCUUGUGAACAGUAAAACCAAUCUUACAAGGAAAAAAAAAUUAGGCAAUACCACAGAAAUGACAUUGACAUGUUACAUACUUAGUCACGUGCUUUCAGACACUAGGAUUGUGGGUGCUGUAUGUUUACGAAGGUAUUUGUUUCUCAGAAAGGGCAACAAGGACCAAACUGUGCCUCAGUCUGGAGAAGUAUGUGAUAGCACUCUCUUGGCCUCUAUCUAUUAUCCUGAUAUUUAGAGAUUAAAAAAAGAAAAAAAAAAAAAAAAAAAAGAAAAAAAGGAAAUUGUCCAUUCCUUUUUUACUAUUGUAUUUCUCGUAUUUCAUUUUAUCAUGUCUUUGUUCUGAAGUGUCCCUAACAGGAAUAGACUAGUGGUCAUUUCAGACUCCCUAUCUGCUCCCCUGAGUAACUUAUUCAGUCUUAAUGAACUUUCCAUGCUAGUUUUCAGAUGUGGUUUAUAAGCAACUUUUAGUUGUUCUUCAAGGAAGCUACUAUAAAGCUGCUAAAUUCUGGAUUGUUUUGGUAGGCCAGAUUUCCUUGGUUAUCUAGGUGAAACAAGAACAGCAAACUAACACUUGAUUCUAGGGUCUUUCCAGGAAGGGAAUGUAAAUAAUAGUAAUAAUAAUGAUAAUGCAAAACUACUUCACUACUGUGAUAAAAAAAAUGCAAACCAACUUUGACUGUGCCCUUGUCUGCUAGCACUGAAUAUGUGCUUGUGGGAAAAAGUAAAAAUCUCGGUGCACACUUCUCAUCCCACCUGGUCCAGUGGGAUUUGUGCAUCAUACCUGAGAAAACAAAACCAAAGCAACUCACAUGAUGUGAUGUGGGCUUGCUCUCAUUUGGAGGGCCCAUGGGAUGCAGUACCCUUAAUGCUGUCCUAUCUCCUGGGUACCUUAGGAGCAACGAUUCACAAAUAUUUUGAGUAGGGUAAUACAACUGAAGGCUACAUUCCCUUUCUCACUUAGAUUUUUUAAGAGCUCCUGAGGAGGGAAUAAGAGUUUAUGUCCAAUCCAGCCGUCUAUUUACCCUCGCUGGUUUAAGAGCCCAGGGAGAGACAGGACUGGAAAGCUGGCUGAGCUUUGCAAGGAGCCUCUGGUUUAUGGCCUAAAGCUACAUAAGUACUAUUUGAUGCCAGGUAACUAUAAUUUGCAGUUUAGGGGACUACAAUUAAGGCUGGAUUUUAUUUCCAUUAGCAGUUCAUACAUACUGAAAAUGCAACAUAAUAUUUUUAAUUUCUCUUUUUGUUUCUGUGGAUUAAAUGCAUAUGUGUGUUUAAUAGAAUGAAUCAUUGUCCUAAAAAUUAUUUCUUUUUCUACAGUCUGUUUAAACACAGAAAAGGGGUUUCUGUGCUUUGUUUCCUCCUUUUAAUUUUGUCUUGUCUCGUCUGUUGCAUGGGAAGGGGAUGGCAAGGAUGAACUGCAUGUAAUAGAUUGAGUGUAUCAAAGACUUGUUCAUCUGUAUUACUGAAUUUACAUACAUAUAUGCAAAGAGUUUGUCUGCACUGUACAGUUUGUCUUUAUUAUUAUUUGUUGUAUACACAGAUUGAACAUGAUGAAUAAAACAUUUAUAUGAAGGCAUACUGAAAAACAACAAAAAAGUUUAUGUAAGAAGUAGACUGUGCAAAACAUGAUUGCACUGGCCACAGUAUGGUGAAACUUUAUGUAAAUAUUUUGGCAAACUCAAUUCUCCCCUUUUACCGUGCCAAAGAAAAUUUUAGCUCCUUUAAUAUGAUACCUCUCUUGCUGUUCUCCAGGAUGAGAUGAUACCAUUUUGUUCCCUCCAAAAUUAAUUUUGCUGUUAAGUGAAAGCUGUUUCCAACUGUCUAUCUAUUACUACCAAAAUACUGUAUGCUAAACCUGAUGGAAUCAAUUUGUAUUUACAAGUUGAGUGUUUUGUACUUACAUGUCCAGAUGUCUGUGAAUCUGCAGCGUUCCAGAUCCUUUGCACGCUUGCUUUGUAUUUUGUUCUCCUUCUGGGUUGUAGCUACUCUCACAGAUACUGUUUGCAGUGCAAUCUAACUUCAUCUCACAAUUCCAUAGUGGACAGAUAUGUUAACGUUAUUCAUACAUCUCUUUACAUUUUUUAAUCUGUAUUUCAGCUAAGGUUUUAUUUGGCAAAACCAGUCACACCUGUGCAGUUUCAAAAAUUCAGUUCAGCAUAGCACUGAUCUGUUGUACUUCAAAAAUUUUAUAAAUACACAGGCAUUUGUGUAUUUAAAAGAUUGUUCACACUGUAGAGCCUAUAAAAAGGUGUCUAUAGCUUUCAAAUUUUUUUUGUAGUACACAUGCACAGAUGUUCCUCUAAGUGCUGGUUUUAUUUUUAGUUGCUCUCAAAUCAUAGUUUUUAAUUUAGAAUUGUUUUCAUAAAUUUAAUGUGUGUAGAGUCAGGCUGAUCCUUAACAAACAACCCUAAAUAUAAAUGUAAAGCAAUUCUAUUUGACUUUGGUAUUUACCUGAAACAACACUAAGAAUUCCAGCUUUUCAUACGUACAUGGGGAAACUUUCCCCUUGGUUUAAGACCACUGUAAUGGUGAAGUAUGAAUGCAGGCAGUUUGGUCCAUACAUUAAAAGUGUGUCUUGCUGAACCAUCCAUUUAUUGGUACAAAUAAGAUAUUAUUCAACUCCAUUCAGAUGGGAAUGCAAGUGAAACUAGAUGAAGUAAGGAGGUUAUCUUAUAAAUUUCCUGUUGGAUAAACUCAUAUGCUGUGCAAUGUAUUUUAAAACACCUAAUAACAGGUUUUUGUGUGUGUUGGGUUUGUUUUUGUGACUCAUCCAAAUCCUAUGACUUAUUUUUAAAGAUGCAGUAAAAUCUUCCUUCUAUUACCUGGAGACAAAAAUACUCAGAUUUUUCAUCCCAGUGCCAUUUAGUUACAAAGUGAGAUGUUGUUCUGUCAGGAAACAAGGGCAGCACAUCAGAAAUAUCAGAGUGGGUAAUGUUCAUCUGUGCGUUUCUGUAAGAGCGUUUGGCCAAGGGGGAAAAAAGGGAUCAAGAGGGGGUGAAUAAUUUACAGAAGUAAAUGAAUCUAUGGCUGUUUUAGAAAUGAUUUUACUGAUGCUAUGCAAAAUAGGCAUACUCCUGCAAGUCACCUGUAGAGGAGUUCUGUGUCAUUCUGGGUUUUGUUCUUUCUAUCACAAGAAAGCAAGGUUAGCAUAUCUUUUGUUUUAAGCUUCAUCAACCCAGCUGUUAUGAAAUCCCCAUCUAUCCAGUUUGUUUUCAGCACUUACAAACGCUGUUUUCCACAGGCCUUGGAAGCAAGCUUUUACAGCUUCAUGCAAUUAUCCAGCCAGUAUGUUUCAAUCCCUUGUGCCUCUUCCUGACUUUACUGUUUAUGUAUCUGGAAUUCCUGUCAUGGGGAAUGGGUGUAACAAAAUCACAAUUUGUUAAUCCACUGUUUUUUACACUUACACAGAGAAAUAGUUGUAUUCCUUCCAUAUUCAUUUUCCUAGGGAGGAAACAAGACGAAGAAGAGACUGGCUAAAAGCCCCAUCUCCAGUUACCUCAGCAUGAAGGGGACUGGGGAAGUGUUCAGGCAACAAUAUAAGAAACAGAAUAAAAAGCGGAGAGGAAAAUAUGUAUUCAUUACAUUUUUAGUAGUCUUAGAAAACAUAAGGUUUAUAACGAUAGCACCAUUUGAUUUGAUAACUUACAUUUUAAUUAGCCACUGAUGGUAGUUGUCUUAGAACUUGCUGAUAUUUUUCCAUAUGUACCUUAAGAAAAAUGUGGAAAAUACUUUUUGAAAUUCUAUGGCUGUGGAACCCACUUAGUAGCCAAAAUGUUAAAGUCCAUUUUUAAACCAAAAUUAAACUAAAUUAAACUGUAAGAAAGAUUCAUCUAAACCUUCUUAAGUAUAUAAAUUUGAAAUGAAAGAAAACUACAAAGUAAAAUGCAUCAAAUAGGAUGCUGUAACCCUCUAAAGAAUUAUUUCUUUGUCUGGAUACAAGUGCCUGGAAUGCCAAAGCUAAUCUACAGUAUGUACAAAUGUGUUUGUCAUACCAGAAAACAGAUAAAAAACAUCUGCUGAGUCUGAAGAAGAGUUUUGAUUAUCUAAUAUUUCUGUUGUUACAGUACCAAAUAUGAAUGGAAGGAAAUAAAGUACAACUUUCUGUAUUUUUCAUUAUUUACUCUCUGACUCAGCAGAUGAACGUAUAUGUGGAAAAAGGGCAGACUGUAAGAGUAUUCAGGUACGCAAUACUCCUAAAUACAAACCCAACAAUCCAUGCUGUCCAGGCAGCAGGGCUGACAAGAUUAAAUUUUGUUAGAAUUUAAUUCUGAAUAUUCCUGUUCAGGGUUAUUUAGGGUUAUAAGGGUUAUAAGUAUAAAUUCUAAGUAAUUGUUUCAAUAUUAAUUUUACUUUGAAGUUCUGCAAUAUUGUAUCAAUAUACUUUUAUCUGACAUUUUGGCUACCUAGAAAGAAGGUAAUUCACUGCUCUGGAGUAUGUGACCCAGUAUUUCUGUGCAUAACUCCUAUAUAAGUUAUGCAUAAAUGUUUGGUGAUUAUACUGUGCCACCCUGAGAACAUAGAUUUCACAAGCUUCAGUUUUAGAAAGGAAGAAUCUAGGUUAAGGAAAAAUAUGGGAAAAAUAAAGCUACAUGGGAAGAGGCAAUAAUGAAAAUGGUUAUAUAAAUUCAUUUUAAAAAAAUUAGCAUUCUGUUAUGUAUUCUGUACCAGUGUAUUUUGCUAUUUCAAAAUUGUUCUUUCUAAAAGAAAACAGAUUUCUAGAAUAAUAAUGAAAAUGCCUUUUCAGUUGAUACAUAGUUCCCUUAUUUCUGAGUUAUGUACUGAGUUUUGAAGUUAUCAAAAAAUCAGAACCUCAGCACCUAAACCACAAUGUUAGUUUGAUAUUAAAAAUAAAUGCUUUCCAAACUUUUAAGCAAUUUCUUGCUCGAUCAUGAUUUCACAAAAUAUAAGCAUUUUUGAAAUUAAAAUGUAUGUAUUUUUUUUUUUGCUCUAAGAAAUUAAAAGGGCUGCCAAAUCUACAUGUAUUUAAAAAAAAAAAAAAAAAAAAAAAAAAGAGAGAGACUCAUAUGUAAAUAAGUUAGGGAAGUCCCAAUAGUUGUGCAUCUUUCAUAACUCAAUGUGAAUUUCACACUGAGCAGCAUUUCACCAUUGGAAAAAUAAAAAUAAAAUUUUGUUCAUA
Molecule: messenger RNA, 7490 nt
Organism: Tympanuchus pallidicinctus (lesser prairie-chicken)
Lineage: Eukaryota; Metazoa; Chordata; Aves; Galliformes; Phasianidae
Gene: FGF14
Product: fibroblast growth factor 14
Exons: 5
Coding region: 124-885 (253 amino acids)
Biological process (GO): positive regulation of gene expression; positive regulation of protein phosphorylation; positive regulation of cell population proliferation
Cellular component (GO): cytoplasm
Molecular function (GO): fibroblast growth factor receptor binding; growth factor activity
Source: RefSeq, a predicted model, not a curated record